AUGAUCGAGGGUCAAUCUGAAUUUGGCCUGGACACGGCUAUUCGUGCACUCGAAUAUUUUGAAGAAUACUCAAACAUACCAUAUCAGCUAGAAAAGAUCGGUAUUGAAAUCGGGAAAUUUACAGACUUGGUGGGAUUGGACGAUUUUCAAUCAGGCGCCAUGGAAAACUGGGGACUGAUGACAUUUCGUUACGCCGGACUGCUCUAUGCUGAUGGCAUAAAAAUUGCUAGGCAAAAGGAGCAGGUUGCACUCGUAAUCUGUCACGAAGUCGCCCAUCAGUGGUUUGGUAACCUGGUGACAAUGGACUGGUGGAACGAUUUGUGGCUAAACGAAGGUUUUGCUACCUACUUUCAGUUUCUGUGUGUGGAUCGAUUGUAUCCUGAAUGGAAUAUAGUAAGUGUAAUUUAUGGGGUUUAUGAAUACUCUGAAAAUUUAUGUAGUUGUCCAAUGUCAGAUUUGCCUCGGCAAAAUCCUGAAGAUGGCGCUCUAUGCACUAUUGUGGCGAUGGUUUUUGAAAUGGAAAUUUUGCAUACUCUCGAAAACUUCAAUUGGUUUAAUUGCGAUGUUUUAAUUAAUCCUUACUUGCUGCAUUCUAUUUUUCCACAGCACAGUAGGAUAUGA
Molecule: messenger RNA, 621 nt
Organism: Angiostrongylus costaricensis
Lineage: Eukaryota; Metazoa; Nematoda; Chromadorea; Rhabditida; Metastrongylidae
Source: the annotation of a GenBank genome assembly